Messenger RNA from Blumeria graminis f. sp. triticale, 642 nucleotides. Lineage: Eukaryota; Fungi; Ascomycota; Leotiomycetes; Helotiales; Erysiphaceae. The record is from the annotation of a GenBank genome assembly.
AUGUCGAGAGUUGGUCUCGUGCUCUCUCACACGUCUGUGGCUCUUUUUCCAACAAGAAACUUCAGUUCCAUUGCAUUACAUCCUAUUCACGACAAGAUGCAACUCCCAAAGCCGAUAUUUGUGCUCGCCCUUCUCUGUCAACUGGUUGCGAUAGUUGAAAGCCUGGAUACUGAAAUCGAAUAUAUGUGUGGUCGUUCAUACAUAGUUUUGAAGAAAGAAGAUAUACAAAUUUCCAUGGAGAGAAUCGCGAGAAAGAGCUAUAAAUAUUUGAAUAAGUGUUGUAAAAUAAAAUCUAUAAUGGAUUGUUCACUUGAAGGUGUAAUAGUGAAUAAGUACAAAGGUCCGGGCUUUACAGCCUCCAGCGGUAGUACUUUAUUAAAGACUCCUGUCAAGGUACACGAUUCUGUGACGGACAAAAUAGGUAUAACCUGGGUUGUUCUUAGCUGCAACACACUCACAUGCAAGUUCCAGGGUGUGGUACGUAAACCUUUCAUCAGGAUGAAAUAUAUGAAUUGCAACCAAACAUGGUACGCAAUAACUGAUCCAGGAGAACCUUCUCCUAACGAAGUUUUCGCUCCUUCUGUAAGUGUUGGAGGUCGCUGCAAAGAUAUAAAGCAUCAAACGACAAAUCGACCAAAAUAG